AUGCCACCGGUCGAGCGCGACGCCCCGGUGAUCGACUGGCAUCUAAGACACAAACACUCUGCCUCAUCCGACCACGGGCGCGCCUUGAUCCCCAUGUGGGACAGCUCCGACCCCGAGAGGGCGCCGGCUCCUCUCCCAUUGAACCCACAGUCACCCAGCACAUCGCGACACGGCACCUCGCCCGCCAUCCGAUCAGCCCAUGCCGCCCUUAAUGAGAAGGCACAGGAGCAUGCGCUCAUGCCGGUACUCGUCAAGCGAAAUACCGAUGCAUCUCCCGAGCGAGCACUGGUAUCGAGGGCCAGCCCACACAAGCGCACACAAACUCUUGGCCCCACUAGCGUAAGAGACCUUGGUUUGAUGCUCGAGGGACCUCCACGGCGCGAUAGUAUCAGCUCGUUCGGCUCCCCGAGAUCCCUAUCGCCAGAAAAGUCCAACAGGCCCUCGACCCCCGUCCGCGGUCGGGAAAAUGAGAGAGAACAGUCAGUCGACAGGGAGACCGCGCCGACGCCAGUGUCGGCCAGUUCCACACCAGCCAUACGCCCUGCAGUUCGGAGGCAACCCUUCAGUAUCCUGGGGGAGAACACCCCGCCGCAGUCAGCGACCAUGCUAGCACUUCAGAACAUGCCGCCAAUCUCAUCUCGAGAGGCUACUCCUUCAACCGAGGCACCGAGGCCGUUGGGUAAUAUCACGAACAACUCGACCGCGGUGGUAAAGACACAGCCUUCGGUGGAUAACCUAUCGAACCAGAUUCUCACUUUGACCAGUAUUGCCACUGCUUUGCAAAAGGAAAUGUCGCUGCUCAGUCGUAGAAGCAGAGACAACGCAACAGAUUUGAUGAGUCUCAAGGAGGCCACUCAUGCAAGAGACGAGGAUAUCCGCAAGAGCCUUCGCGAAAUCAUUAUCAACGCCGACUCCAGAAAGGAUCGUGAUCAUUAUGGCGGCCUGUAUCUGGACAACAAGCCUCAUGGCAGCUCGCCGCAGUCGAAGGCUCUCAAACCGUUCCAAUUGCCGAGGAUACCAUCUCCCACAACUUUCUCCGCCUCGCUAGACAGGGAAUCCACUAUCAGCUCUUCAACAGUGGACUCUGCACCCUCCUUGGUCGGUGACUCACCUGCCACGUUGGCUUUGAUUGAGAAGAUCAUUCGGGAGAUGGGCACCAGAGACGGCCAAGACAGCGUGGUUGAGCGUCUCACGGAACUUGCUGCGAAGCUGGAGGGCCUGGCCUCUUCGGCUAAAGUUGAAGAACUGAUUGGUGAGCUCAAGACUACAAAUCAGCAGCUGUCCCUUGUUCCCGCAAGCGGAGGCCGAGGUGGUGGCGGCAACAACACGAGCCGGGGGCGGAAUCCCAGCUUUGACGAUGAUGACAAUCACAGUCUGCGAGAAAUUAACUGGAAUCAUAGUGGGUCGGGAGCAGUUUCACAACGAGUCAACGCUUUCCUCCAAGACAAGGACGGUAGACGUGCAUCUAUACCAUCAAAUCGUUCGAAUGAGGUUCUCACCGAGGACGUUAUUAAAGCCAUUCGUGGUGUGAAAGACAGCGUAGCGCAGGGAGGCGGGCUCACAGCCGAAGUCAAGGCUCUUAUCAGAGAGCUACGCGGCGAGGUUCUUGGAAUGGGACGAGAGAUUGGUCGGCGCAUCGACGAAGUCAACGCAAAGGUGGCUGUCAGUGCCGCUACCGAUAGGGAUGUCGAACCCGCUGAGCCGGCAACUAAACUCCAGAUGGAAAAGAUCGUGAUUGAAGGCCUAGAUCAGAUGAGGAGUCGAAUGACCCAACUGCUCAAGGAUCACCGCCGCGAAUCAGUUUCGUCCACCAAGUCCCUGGUUGACUAUCAGGAGAUUUACAACGCUAUGAAAGCCGCCCUCAACGAUAGUCAAGCUAGCCUCUCUAAAGAUGACGAGCUGAGCAGGGAUGAUGUGAUAGACGCUGUGAAAGAUGCUUGGGAGAACUACCAACCCGAAAUCCACGUGGAACAGAUUGGUCUUGGACGAGACGAAGUUCUGGCUGUUCUGCAACAGGGCCUGCAGGAGUUUGCGCCCCCCGACGUACCGCAAGGCGCAUCUAGAGAUGAAGUCUUCGAAGCUGUGGCUCAAGCAUUGAAGAAUUUCACACCGCCACCCGUGGACACGCCCGCAAGUCUGUCGCGCGAUGAAGUGCUUGAGGCUGUGAGGGAUUGCUUAGAAGAGUUUGAGUUCCCCGUCGCAGCAUCAGCUCUCACUAACGAGCUUUCAAAAGAUGACCUUGUAGAUGCCGUCAAGCAAGGUCUGGAGUCCUUCGAUUUUCCGACCACUUCGAAUGCUAUCAUUCCUCAUGAUGGCAGCGCCGAUAGCUCCGAGGUCAUUGAGCGACUUCACGAUAUCAUGCAGUUCAUGAGGGAAGAGUUCAGGGCUGUAUCUGAGGAGGCGAAGCAGAAUGUUGCUGCCAAUGGCAGAGACACGGAGCAAGUACUCGAUGCCACGAAUGAUGGUUUUGAGAAGCUCCGUGCGCACAUAGAAAGUUAUGUCGACCGUGCGAAUAGCUUAACAAACCAAGACGAACUGAUCGAGAACCUUGCGGACAGCUUGAACGGCUUCCAAGCAGAAAUAUCAGAACUAGUCGCCAAGGCUUCCGAUGGAUCGAAAGCUAUGUUGAGGGAAGAAAUUGAAUCCUUGCGCGACGCCGUCAACUCGUCUCUUGUGCCACACUCUCCACCGGGUAUCGACAAUAGGGAGGUUCUUGAGGCCCUCCGAGAAGGCUUGGAGCGUGUAAGGCUAGAGCUCCUACGACCGCAUGCGGGCACCACCGACAUUCUUGACGCAAUGCACGAAGGUUUUGGCGACCUCCGUGCCACAGUUGAUAGGAUCGCCGACAAGCCUACGGACCUCACUGCUAACGAUGAGGUCCUCGAUGCUCUCAAGCUGGGCUUAGAUAGUCUCCGGGCAGACAUUGACUCACUUCGGGAGCAUAAUCAGAAUGAGCUCGAGGCACUUCGUGAGCAAAACAGGAACGGCAUCGAAUCCCUACGCGAGCAGCACCAAAGUGGCUUUGAGUCCCUUCGAGAGCACAAUGACGCCGAAAGGGCACUUGUUCCCGCAAUGCCAGAUGCCGUCAUUCCUGCUGACACGUUGAAGCAAGACGAUAUUAAGAACCUCGAGGUCAUGCUUACUCAGUUACGCAUCAAGGUGGAAGCAAUGGAGUUUCCAGUACCAACUCAACAUGACCAUCUUUCUAAAGGCGACCUUGCCGAGAUGGAAGAGCUCCUACGCAACAACCCUUCGAAGGAAGACUUAUCCGAGAUGCAGGAACUCAUCCGAAACAGUCUCUCCAAGACUGACUUGUCAGGAAUGGAAGAAAUGCUGCGCAGUGUUCAGGAGUCAAUAGCAGGACUUGCAGAGAAGGACUCGAAAAAAGAAGUCGAGGAGGCAGAAGAGCCAAAGAAGAAUAUGGAAGACGCCGCCACGAAGGAGGAUGUGGAAGCCAUCGAGACUCUUCUUCGAAACACUAAAGGCCGCCUUGAUGAUUUGUUAGAUGGCGAGCAGGCCAUCCGCAAAGACCAGAUUGACGGCGUCGAAGCUUUGGCGCUUGAAACCAAGGUGGCACUAGGCUUGCUCACCACGAAUCUCGAGUCCGUCUCCAAAAAGGAAGAUAUAAACGCUGUCGAAUCUCUAGUCACGCAGAUCAUUGCUGCGUUCGAUGAGAUGAAGGAACGAUCGGAGAAGGCUCUGGAAGAUCCAGAACGCGUAACGAAAACCGAUGUUGAUGCCGUGGAGACUGUGUGCCGCAAUAUGAAAUCAGUGGUCGAUCAGAUACGCGAGACCAAUAUUCCCACACUGCCAACGAAGGAGGAUUUGAAGGCGCUGGAAGAGGUCAUGAAGGAGGCAAAAGCUGUACUUGAUUCACAGGUUGAGACCAACGAAAAGGCUUUCGAGGAGAGACAAGCCGAGAUCGUUGGUGUUAGUGAGCGUGUAACUGAAGUCAAGACUUUCUUCGAAGAGUUCCAAGGUCUGGUCAAAGAAAAGCUCGAGAGCGAGACAUCGGGCCUUGAGGCUCUUAGCAAAGUCCUGGAAAGUCUCAGCCUCACGGUCGACAGGAACGCCAACGUCUCUGAGCAUCUGAAUGACAUGUUCGAAGUCAUGAAAUCGGAGUUUGAGGAUUCCAAGAAUGGCGUGGCUGGUGCCAAGAUCGACAACGAUGAGAAGCUGCAAGCUACACAGGAGGCACUGGCUGUCAAAAUCGAUGAGAAGAUUGGGGAACUCCUUACCAAGUACGAUGCUUUCGGAGUGGUUAUGGAGGAACGCCAUAAGUCCGGCGAAGCGCGAGAUACCGAGACGGAGGCUGCCGUCGUCAGUACGAAGGCGGUUGCCGAUGAGCUGAAGCUCUUAAUCGACACUCUUGGUUCCACUGUCACAGAUUCCAUGGAAAAGAUGGAAGAAGCCUCGAAGACAGUCUUCACAAGGGUUGAUGAUCUUUUCAGCAAGUCUGAGGAAAACCACUCGGACGACAAAAAUGAGCACUCCAUCACCCGGGACCAGGUCAAGGCCGCUGUGACUGUCGUCGAAGGACUCCAGGGACAUGUCGUCGAGUAUCAGCCAAAGAUCCUGGAGGCGGUGAAAGAUGUUCUUCUCAUUGUGGGUCAGCACUACGAGCACUCCAAGACGACUACCAGUGAGAUGCAGAAGAGUAUUGAGGAUGUCAAGGAGAAGGAGCCAGAAUUUCCUGCACUGCCGCCGCCCCCUGAGAAAUAUGAUGACACGGAAAUGCACGUCAAGCUAGACAAACUGGUCGAUCAUUCUCAUGCUGCUGGCAAGGCAUAUGCACAGCUUGAUACCUUGGACAAAGUCCAUGCUCAAGUCGUGCAGACCGCAGCAGAAAUCAACAGCUUCUUGGCAGCCCAGGCGAAACGCAUCGAGGACGAGCGAGAGGACCAUGAGAAGGCUCGCGAGGAGGCUGAGAAGAAGCUUCAGGAGACCAACAUCUCUCUUGCCGUUGCCCAAGCUGAGAAAGAGCAUGUCGAAGCCAACGUGGAGUCUCUGCGAUCAGAGGAAGAACAACUCCGUGAGAGCAUCCUUGCUUUGAGAACAGAGCGCGAAUUCCUUACUCGCCAGAAGACCCGCCUCACAGCCGACGUUUCCUCGUUAGAAACUGCUAUGGAAAUCAGAAGGGAGGAACUUCAUCACAUGGAGAGCCGUGCCGAAGGUCUCGAGCGUCGCAUUUUAGAAGGCGUGCUCGAUCAUUCUCGAGCUCUUUUGAUGACAAAGUCCGGCGCUAAGGGUCGCGAUGCUAUGUCUCGAAAACGCGUACCAGCCGCCAGAGCCAGCUUGACACCCGUCGAAACCCAAACUCUGAAUGCGCAACCGACUGCAUCUUACCGUAAAGCAGUCAGCAUUGCCGUCAACGGUAACCGCGCUAGUCUGAUUCCUCCAAACCCUGCCGGUGCUUCCAGGCGUAUUCUAAGUCUUAGUCAGAUCACGAAUAACGUUCCUACCGGCGGCAUCAAGCGCAGUCAAAGUGUUCGUACUGCGGCGGGCGCGGGGCCGUUGAGGAAGACCAGCUGGGGUGGUGGUCUGGGCAAGAAGUACGGCGACUUGAGUGGAGACAAGGAGAAUGAGCCCAUUGACUCGGUCCGAGAGGUGGACGAACCCUCUGAUCUCGAUAUUCAGCCCGAACCCGUAUCCGAGGAGACUACGGCGGAGCCGGUGCCAGUGACAGACAUCGUGUUAGCAAACGGUGCUAACUCUCAGGCUGAAUCUGAGUCCGAAUCUGGGUCUGAGUCCGAGUCUGAGGCGGAGUCUGAAGCAGAUGAUGCUGCCACCGAAGUACCUGCAGAAAGUGGCGCCGAGGAUAGAGAAGGAGACACGACUAGUGAUGCUGGCACGUUACGAAGGUCAAGUCUUGGUACAACGGUCAUCACGAGUACCGAAACCGAGGGUGACUAUUCGGACUAUGAUGACGAAAGCUAUGAUGGACGAAGCGAAUGGACAGAGAGUGCCCUUGGAACUGAGAGCGCUCUGAGUACUGACAGCUACGCUGAUACAGAGAGCAUUGCAGACUCGGCCAUCGGAGGAGGCGAGCUUGUGGUGCAUGCGGCAUAA
Messenger RNA from Truncatella angustata, 6069 nucleotides. RefSeq lists its product as uncharacterized. NCBI's taxonomy places the organism in Eukaryota, Fungi, Ascomycota, Sordariomycetes, Amphisphaeriales, Sporocadaceae. The record is from RefSeq and is a predicted model, not a curated record. The transcript is spliced from 2 exons. Bases 1 to 6069 code for a protein of 2022 amino acids.